AUGCCUCGUCAUGCAUUCUACCUCGACUUUUCGACUGCCAUUCGCAAGGCCCUCUCUACCGUGCCUCUUCUCCUUACAGGCGGCUUCCGCUCACGCAAGGGAAUGGAGGCAGCUCUCAAGGGUGGGUGCUGUGAUUUGGUUGGACUUGCACGACCGUCGGUGUUAUCCCGCCAAGUUCCAAAUCAGUUGAUCUUUGAAUGA
Molecule: messenger RNA, 201 nt
Organism: Colletotrichum gloeosporioides
Lineage: Eukaryota; Fungi; Ascomycota; Sordariomycetes; Glomerellales; Glomerellaceae
Exons: 2
Coding region: 1-201 (66 amino acids)
Source: RefSeq, a predicted model, not a curated record